CUUCAAGCAAAUUUGCUCGUCAUCUAAUCGUCGUCAACUUAAUUAAUGUGGAAGUCGCGCGCUGCACGCCAGGUGGCCCAGCGGCCACCUCAGAGGGCUAGCCGCAUGAAACACGUCUUUUCCAAUGCCCCUAUCUACGACUCCAUAUUCCGCAAUCUGAGUCCUCGCACCCUAGUGCGGUUGUCGCGCACAUGCCACAUGAUACAUGAAGCAGUAACUCGUUUUUGCCAGCGCGCAUACAACAUCAACCGACAUCUGUCGCGUUAUUUCCCAGAUCCCCUUUCAUUUCGCUCUCUCCAAGCGCGAACUGGUCUCAUCAUUUCAGGAUCAAGUGCACUUCAAUUUUUGGACCGUUCCUUCUACCCCGAGUCAGAUCUCGAUAUCUACUGUCACCCUGGUCACGUUUACGAGGUGCUUGAGUGGAUGGAUAGCUUUGGGUACCGAUUUGAACCACACAAAUAUCAAGAGGCAGGCUGGCGUACCCAGGUUUCAGCUGAUUGGGAUGGUACGGUGUCAAGAAUGCGAGUCCCAUGGCAUUAUUUGGAGGAGGAAGAUCGCUUACGUUCGACGCGGUAUUCUAACAUCGCUGAAGUCUACACCUUCAAGCGGCUUGUAGUUAUAGACGAAGAGUGUGUAGAGCUCCAGGUUCAAGUGAUUGAAGCGAUCAACAACCCUAUCGAUACUAUCAUGAAAUAUCACUCAACUUGUGUCAUGAAUAUCAUUACUUUCGAUGCGGCGUAUUCAUUCUACCCAAUCGCAACAUUUGAGGACCGAAGCGCACUCAAAAUUCCCGGAUCGAGGCACCGCCCAGAUGUUCUUGCAAAGUAUAUCAAGAGAGGUUGGAGAGUCUAUUCACUAUUCAGGCCCGGGGAUCUCGCGCGGCCCCAUGAAUCUCCAUUCCUCCCGAACAUCACGCGAUGGGUCGGUGAUCGUCACUGUUGGACCGUUCCACUAGAUACAUCAGGAGUCGAGCUCCGUAGAGCGUUGUCUCCGCCCUCAGAACAAUUUUCAUGGGAUCCCUCCACCCAGAGCGGCUGGACGUUGUUGACCAAACCAUCCUCACUUGCCAAUUUCAGCGAACCAAAAAUGGAUGCCAACCUCGUCGCAACCACUAUCUUCCGCUACAGCUAUAUGAUUCCCAGUCAAUCGCUUUCUUUGGCAAUUCGUGGGUGGGCGUGCUCCCAGGCUAAACUCUAUCACGGAUUAGUAACGAGACGUGACUGGACUUGGUUCGACGCUGAAAUUCCAAGGCUCCGUGAGUUGACUGACGUAGAGCAGGUGACAUAGCAUUCGAGGUCUGCUAGAGUCAAUUGUUUGGUGGAUGAAGUAGGCCGGCACCGUCGUUUCAUCUGAUCCUCCGUUUGUCAAAACUCGUUGUCCCACAUGCAUCGCGCAUAUAUAGGUUAGUAUUACUUACAAAUACGGACUGACUGGGAGAGCACAGCAUCUCCGGGUCCACCAGGUGAUUCCAGUACUGUUGGUAUGUGCACAUUGUAACCACAAGAAUUAUACACGGUUGAGAUACAUGUGUUGCCAUCCCUUUAGAAAGUACAAAAGCCAAUGCAAAAACCGAGCCAUUGGAAUUCACACCAUAUCAUAACUCAUCGAUGCGUCCACUGUCACACAAUGCCUGCUGAGUGUGAUUUCGACGUACGAACAAGCGCAUCGACGCCACAUUCGGCAUUUUUCUUCUUCGCAUGCGACUCCUGGGCCAUGGAACAAUAAUAUUGUAUACUUCCACCUCCCAUCUUCAUUGUUCACAG
Molecule: messenger RNA, 1763 nt
Organism: Suillus plorans
Lineage: Eukaryota; Fungi; Basidiomycota; Agaricomycetes; Boletales; Suillaceae
Exons: 3
Coding region: 46-1287 (413 amino acids)
Source: RefSeq, a predicted model, not a curated record